Messenger RNA from Morchella importuna, 645 nucleotides. RefSeq lists its product as uncharacterized. NCBI's taxonomy places the organism in Eukaryota, Fungi, Ascomycota, Pezizomycetes, Pezizales, Morchellaceae. Bases 1 to 645 code for a protein of 214 amino acids. The transcript has 2 exons. The record is from RefSeq and is a predicted model, not a curated record.
AUGGGAUGCAUGAACUCCGAGCCACAGGCCACACACGAUGCCACAACCGCCCUCACAACCAACACCCUCUCAUCAUACGAAGCCCACCGCCGCCAACAGGCCAAAGCCCUCCUCGACCGGAUCACCACCACCCUCAGCCCCCACAUCACCCAAUUCCUCGCCUCCCAUGGCCCCAACUGCACUCCCGGCAGUGAAGCCUCCUUCGUCAUCCAUGCCCUUAACUACGCCCGCAGUCAAUGGUCCAUAGCAGCACACGGGCCUUUGCCGCUCGCGGCGGUCAUGUUGCGUUGGAGCAUGUGGGGAUGGUUCAUCCGGGUGCUGGGGAAAGGGGGGGUGAGGUGGGAGCAGCAGGCGUGGCCGGUGGUAUUGCCGGUUAGGGGGCUUGGGGAGCAGUGGGAGGAGGGGGAGGAGGGGGAGGAGGAGGUGAGGAGUGGUGGAAUAGGUGGCAGGCGGAAGAGGAGUGGGUGGGAUACACCUGAUUAUGGGGACAAGAGUCACGAUAAUAGGUUCGUGGAGAACGGGAGGGAAGGGCCUGAAGUUUGGGAAGCGGUAGUCAAGACCGAGCCUGAAGAGCCUGAAGAUCAGGAGGUCAAUAGGGAUUUUGAUCAGGAUGUCUAUGAUCUUUUCGCGGACGCUUGGGAAUAG